UUUGUAUGAUGUUUUUGAAGGUAAAGAUAAUGAAAAUGAAAUAGUCGUUGAAAAUGCAGCAACUGUGCAUGGGGAACCUCCUCAAGAUAAUAGUGGACCACCAAAAGUUGAUUCUGAGGUUGAAACCCCUCGUGAGAAAGUCACAAGGCAAAUUAUUAAGUGCAGUACAGUGCAUGGCUGAAGGCACCCAGCAUAAAUUUGAAGACACGUGACAUGAAUGGCAACCACUGGAACUGGUUUUAGCAAAAGAGAAGAAAGAAAUGGCUGGUGUCUCAAGUAUGAAGUCUGGGGAACGGGCACUGCUACAUGUGGGCUGGGAAUUAGGUUAUGGAGAGGAAGGAAGCUUUUCUUUCCCAAAUGUUCCACCCGAGGCAGAUUUAGUGUAUGAGAUUGGGCUAAUUGGGUUUGAUGAAGUCAAGGAAUGAAAAGCCAGGGCUGACAUGACUGUGGAGGAAAGGAUUGGUGCAGCAGACAGACGAAGGAUGGAUGGAGAUGCUCCGUUUAAGGAGGCCAUGCAGCAGUAUGAAAUGGCCAUAGCAUAUAUGGGUGAUGAUUUCAUGUUCCAGUUGUUUGGUAAGUAUUGGGACAUGGCUCUGGUUGUUAAAAAUCCAUGCCACCUUAACAUGGCAGCCUCUCUGAUAAAGCUCAAGUGCUAUGAAGAAGCCAUUGGCCACUGCACCACUGUAUUGGCAGAGGAUGAAAACAACGUGAAAGCACUGUUCAGACGAGGUAAGACUAGAGCAGAACUUGGCCGUGCAGAUGCUGCCCGGGAGGACUUUCAAAAGGCACGCAAACAUGCACCUGAAGACAAAGCAAUUGCAAGAGUAUUGCGAGCGCUUGCAGAACAUGAUAGUGCUGCUUAUCACAAGCAAAAGAAACUCUAUAAAAGGACUAUUUGUCCCAAGACCUGAACCCAAACCCAAGAGAAGUAAUUGGCUAAUCCUCACAUCUGGCAAUGGCUUCUGUCGCUAUUUUACCGGCUCUUCAGGCGUCAAAGAAUCAAAGAAGGAUUGAUUAACUUGGCCAAAUAUGAAUUGAAGCUGAUCUUGAAUAACUAUUAACGUUUAUCGAUAGUGUUAUUGACAACUUCUUCUCCCUGACAUGUUAAAAGUCUCAGCAAACAAUGCUUUAUCUAUUUAUUUAUUCAUUUUGAAUUGCACCGUGAAAUGAUGAAUAUAUGUGUUUGAAAAGAACCCAAAAAAUAAGAACAGAGGAUUGCC
Molecule: messenger RNA, 1220 nt
Organism: Rubroshorea leprosula
Lineage: Eukaryota; Viridiplantae; Streptophyta; Magnoliopsida; Malvales; Dipterocarpaceae
Source: the annotation of a GenBank genome assembly